Molecule: messenger RNA, 1455 nt
Organism: Penicillium longicatenatum
Lineage: Eukaryota; Fungi; Ascomycota; Eurotiomycetes; Eurotiales; Aspergillaceae
Product: class-II fumarase/aspartase family protein
Exons: 2
Coding region: 1-1455 (484 amino acids)
Molecular function (GO): catalytic activity
Source: RefSeq, a predicted model, not a curated record
AUGUCUAUCUAUCUACGUCUCGCGCGCCCUGUAUCACGGGCGACCCCUUCGUUCGUCAGUUCUGUCUCUAGUAGAUUCUCUACUACCAAUGGACGGAGGUCAAUUGGCUCCGUCAGUGCAAUUGAUUCGAGCAUAUUUCGUACUUUGUUCGGGACUGAUGAGAUUCGCAAGGUCUUCGAUGAUGAAGCAUACAUCCGCCGCUGUGUAGAUGCAGAAGCUGCAUUGGCUCGAGCGCAGUCUCAUUGUGGCGUGAUUCCAUCUGAAAUUGGGGCUCUGGUGACCCAGCGAGUACAAGAAUCAAACCUCGAUUUCGAGCGGCUGCGUCACGAAACUGAAAUUGUCGGCUACCCAAUUCUACCGCUCGUCCGUCAGCUAUCGGAUAUAUGUGGCGAGGAGGCUGGCAAGUAUGUGCACUGGGGUGCCACGACGCAGGACAUCAUGGACCUGGCCAGCGUGCUACAAAUGAAAGAAGGCUUGGACAUUGUCGAGAGACUUUUGAAGGACGUUAUCAAAUCUCUGCGCGAACUAUCGGAGAAGUACAAGGAUACCCCUAUGGCAGGGCGAACACACUUGCAGCAUGCGCUACCCGUGACCUUUGGAUACAAAUGCGCUGUGUGGCUUUCUGGUUUUAAGCGACACCUGGAGAGACUGGAACAGCUUCGAGAUCGGACUUUGAUGGUGCAGUUCGGCGGUGCGGCAGGCUCGCUUGCAUCUCUAGGAAAUGGCGACGAUGGCCUUCGCGUACGCAAAGCAUUGGCAAAAGAGCUUGAUCUGACCGAUCCUUCGAUUACUUGGCAUGUAGCACGCGACGGUGUGGCUGAGAUUACCAAUUUCCUUGCCCUAGUGGGUGGUUCUAUGGGAAAGCUAGCCCUGGAUAUCAUUAUCAUGUCCUCGAAUGAGCUUAGUGAAGUGGCUGAACCUUUCGUGCCACAUAGAGGAGCAUCGUCAACCAUGCCUCAAAAGCGCAAUCCGAUUUCUAGCGAAGUUAUUCUGGCCGCGUCUAAGGUUCUUCGCUCAAACGCGGGUCUUGUUCUUGAUGGGAUGGUGGCUGACUUUGAACGUGCCUCGGGUCCUUGGCACUUGGAAUGGGUCGCUGUACCAGAGAGCUUUGUUCUCGCUGUUGGAGCCUUGUCUCAAACACAUUUUGCACUUUCUGGACUUUCCGUCAAUAGCAAGCAGAUGCUGGAAAACCUCCACUCCACCAAGGGAUUAAUCGUGGCUGAGGCUGUCAUGAUGGGUAUGGCACCAUACGUGGGUCGCCAGAGGGCGCAUGAUAUUGUGUAUGAAGCCUGUCGGGAAAGCAUUGAGAAGGGAAGGACCUUGCUCGAAUGCCUUCUUGAGAAGGAAGAAGUUAUGGCCAAGAUGAACCAACAGCGUUUGAGUGAACUUUGUGACCCAGUGAACUACUUGGGCGCUUCAUCGCGGAUGGUGGAUGAUGUUCUGGCAAUUCAUUGA